Colletotrichum phormii is the source of this 1269-nucleotide messenger RNA. RefSeq names its product mannosyltransferase. Gene Ontology annotation, biological process: GPI anchor biosynthetic process. Gene Ontology annotation, cellular component: membrane; glycosylphosphatidylinositol-mannosyltransferase I complex. The coding region runs from base 1 to 1269 and encodes 422 amino acids. NCBI's taxonomy places the organism in Eukaryota, Fungi, Ascomycota, Sordariomycetes, Glomerellales, Glomerellaceae. Gene Ontology annotation, molecular function: GPI mannosyltransferase activity; alpha-1,4-mannosyltransferase activity. The transcript is spliced from 3 exons. The record is from RefSeq and is a predicted model, not a curated record.
AUGGCCGGCCUGGACGCGUUCUUCCGGCCCGUGCCGCUUUUCGGCGCCGCCGCGCUCCUCCGUGUGGCGAUGCUGUACUACGGACUAUGGCAGGACGCCAUCUCCGCCGUCAAGUACACCGACAUUGACUAUCUGGUCUUCACCGAUGCCGCUCGCUUCACUGCUCAAGGGCGUUCGCCCUACGACCGCGAAACUUACCGCUACACGCCACUUUUGGCGUGGAUGCUCGUGCCUACGGCGUGGCAAGGAUGGUUCUCCUUCGGCAAGGUCGUUUUCGCGGUCGCUGAUUUGCUGGCCGGGUUCUUGAUUGUGCGCAUUCUCGAGAGGCGCGGCGUGGAGAUGGGUAGAGCAUUGAAGUUUGCCAGUAUCUGGCUGCUGAACCCCAUGGUCGCAACGAUCAGCACUCGUGGAAGCUCCGAGGGACUCCUGGGUAUAUUGGUCAUGGCGCUGCUUUGGUCCGUGCUAGAGAGACGGACGACGCUGGCUGGGCUAUUGCUUGGCUUUGGAGUCCACUUCAAAAUCUAUCCUUUCAUCUAUGCGCCAGCUAUUGUAUGGUGGAUGGAUGAUGAGACGCUCGGUCGAAAGGGGACGGCCUCUGCUCAGGCGCAGACUUUGGGCGAAGCCUUGGUCAAGUUCAUCAAUGCUGAAAGAGUCAAGUUGGCCAUUGUCAGUCUUGCGACCUUCAUGGGGCUCAACAUUGCCAUGUUUUCUAUCUAUGGCACGCCGUUCUUGGUGCAUACUUACUUCCACCACGUCACCAGAAUCGACCACAGGCAUAACUUCAGUCCUUAUAACGUCCUGUUGUAUCUGACGUCCGCUUUCCCAUCCACGGCUACUCUUCGCAUCGAAUCCGUCGCAUUUCUUCCCCAAAUCCUGCUGUCAACGGUGCUUAUUCCGUUCAUCCUAGCCAAGAAGGACCUUGCAACUUCGAUGAUGGCGCAGACGUUUGCUUUCGUGACCUUCAACAAAGUCUGUACGAGCCAGCAGUAUUUCCUGUGGUACAUGGUCUUCCUGCCCAUUUACCUCCCCGGCUCACAGUUCCUCAAAAGUCCGAAGCUUGGAGCUACAGCAUUGGGUCUUUGGAUCGUGUCUCAGGCUGCUUGGUUACAGCAGGGCUUCAAUCUGGAGUUCUUGGGCAUUAGCACCUUUUUCCCGGGCUUAUUCGCAUCAUCUGUGGGAUUCUUCCUCGUUAAUUGUUGGAUCUUGGGUAUUAUGGUCAACGACGGCGAGUCAACAACCAUUCAAACAGAUGGGAAAGUCAAGCGAUAA